AGAUUGUUCUUUUUCUCUCGCACCCGUGGAAGCAACUAUUCGGCAUUAUAAAUUGAAUAGACGAGAACCUCAGUGCCCUGUGAACGCGAACAAAAAGCGAAGCAUCAUCUAACUCCCAAUGCCUAGCAUACCGUUAGUUGCAGAGCUGGGAGCGAAGGCGGACGAAUUUCAGCAGCUACUCAACGUGUCAAAAAUCCCCGGUACUGUAACGCAGAAAUUGCGCCCCGUAAUGGAUCCCGAAGAGCUCUUCACUUUUCAAGAUUCUCGCAUUUUCGUCCGUGCACGCCCAUACGUGCCACACGACAACGAAAAUCCAAACAACCAGAGUAUGAUUCAGAAGAUUGAGGGAGACAGAGAUCUGGUUGUUAUGACGCCCAAAAUUUCGCUUUCUGGUCAGUGCACCAUUGAUCCGUGCAUUGUCAAUUUGGACGGCGCGUUUGUUGGUGCACGAGACGACACAGAGCGUGUAUACGUUCAAUCGUGCGCACCGCUUGUCUCACUCUCUGUCGACGGCGCUUCCACUUGCAUUUUGUGCUACGGUCAGACCGGAAGCGGCAAGACGUACACGACCACUGGCAUUUUUCGCUUCAUCGCCAAAGAUAUGGCACCCUUUUUUGACACGCAUGACAUUCUCUUGACAGUUUUGGAAAUUCAGGCUCUAAAAAACAUGGACCUGCUCACCGGAACCGAUGUCCAAGUGGUGGAAGAUAUUUCUGGGGAGCUGAAGCUGUUGGGUACGGAGGCCUUCGAGUGCUCGAACGCGGAAAUGCUUGUUGCUGCGUUUGAGGAAGGCGCGUCUCAACGUACGACUCGUUCAACGGAACGAAACGAAACAUCCUCGCGCUCGCACAUGAUCGCCCGUAUUUCGAUCGUUUCCAAAGAAACGAAGUGGGCGAAGCCUGGCGACUUGUUUAUUGUCGAUCUCGCCGGUAGCGAAAACACAGCCGACAGCGCGACACACGAUAAGAGCCGCCAGGCCGAAACAAAGUUCAUCAACACUUCCCUCAUGACACUCAAAGACUGCAUUCGUUCUCGCGCCCUUGCCGCGUCGAGUACGCAACAUCUGCACAUCCCUUACAGACGUUCUCCUCUAACGCUGCUUUUGCGCGACUGUUUCGAAAUUGCGGUGCGUCGUCCCACCAAAACAGUCAUGAUUGCGUGUGUUUCACCGCUUUUGCGCGACGCUCGUCAUACGAUCAACACUCUUCGGUACGCCUCUCUGCUGGCUGUGACCCCGCCCGCGAAAGUUGUCGCUGCUGAUCCUAAUGAUCCGAAUAAUUUCACUCGCACACAAGCACUUGAGUUUAUUUCAAAGGUCUCGCAAGGAAAUAUUCAAUUUCCAGAGUUUAUCCUUCCUGAAGGCGACGGUCGGACGCUUGUACACAUCCCAGAAGCUGAGUUCAUCCGACGCGUGGUGGAAAGUCACCCGCACAUCGCUGAAAAGAAGGCAAAGAUGAUUUAUACGGCGGUUUGGAAACGUAUUGUUGACGCGCGUACCAAGAACAGGAAGCAAAUGAUUGACGCAAAACGGCACAUCAAAGCUCCUCGCUGUGCUGCAUAA
Molecule: messenger RNA, 1561 nt
Organism: Leptomonas pyrrhocoris
Lineage: Eukaryota; Euglenozoa; Kinetoplastea; Trypanosomatida; Trypanosomatidae
Product: putative MCAK-like kinesin
Exons: 1
Coding region: 119-1561 (480 amino acids)
Biological process (GO): microtubule-based movement
Cellular component (GO): kinesin complex; centrosome; microtubule
Molecular function (GO): microtubule motor activity; ATP hydrolysis activity; microtubule binding
Source: RefSeq, a predicted model, not a curated record